AUGACGGAAGAUGGGGAUAUAGAAAUAAGGUAUAAUAAAGAAGUGAAUGGAAGCUCGGAAGUUUUGCUAACCACGGCUGAUACUACUGAUCUGCCUAAUCCGAUAUCGCCUGAGUCCCCAUUAGAUCAAUUUUGGGCAUUGUUGGAGGGUAAAGGCAAGGUGGACACGUCACAUCCGGAUGAAAACCCAUUUGAAAAGUUUUGGCCCUAUUUGGAUCAUAACUACGACAUGGAUGUCAGUAGAAGGAAAACGAUUUACAAAUGGGAUGAAAAGGCAAUAGAAUUAUUUCGGCGAUACAUGGACGCAGCCUGCAAGCCGCCAUCCAUCAACGAUAAAUAUGUGAGAACGACGAUGAUAAGGGCCACUAUACAUCAGAUUAAUGCAUUUUUCUCGGCACUCGCGUUUUUGGACACCGACAUCGAGCGACACACGGAGAAGGAUCAGCAUAGCAGACAAACGCAGCCGGGUAAUCAGCAAAAUAUGGGCGGGACAACAACGGAUUCGGACUUGCAUGCGGAUCUACUUAAGUCAUGUUUAAAUUCUGGCAACGAUCGGUCGCCGGCAGAUCAACGUAAGAUCGAGGCUGAGUUGGGUUGGGAUGACAGCUCACGCGACUCAUUAUUAUCAUUCCUGUCAGCUGUGGAGCCCAGCAACAACGAAUCCGCGUGUGGCCAACCUAAGAAGAAGCCGAUGUUGAAAGCGAAUGCUAGCAACGGCAGGAAACGCUUCUCAAUCAAUCAAUCUAAGCUAGAACCGUAUGAGGUCGGCCCAAAGAUCAGUAAGCUCUCACUCAACCCGCAAAGGCCGUCCAGUCACAUUCUACCGAGCAGACCCCUAACAGCGGCUUCGCAGAAUCAAGCCCAGCCAAGUCGCGCAGUUCAAGUAGAUGGAAGAGUGCCCAUAGACAAUAAGUGCGUUGCCAAAAAUGAACUGCCCAUGCCCCAAAAGCCCAUGCCCAAAGCUCAGCAAAAUCCCCUAGCGCAAAUAACUCCAAUGAAAACCAAGCACCCAUAUGACAUGCCUGAGAUCUAAUACGGUAUCAAUUUGAGAUGCUAGUGCCCUGCUAUUAAUCGGUACACUCCACUUACU
This is a messenger RNA of Drosophila arizonae, 1089 nucleotides long. RefSeq lists its product as uncharacterized. The record is from RefSeq and is a predicted model, not a curated record. Lineage: Eukaryota; Metazoa; Arthropoda; Insecta; Diptera; Drosophilidae.